AUGGCAUCACGUGACGUGGACAAAUUUGAAGAGUUGUUCCUGAGGAUUAGCGCAAACGCUUUUGCCGUUUCCUCCCCCGUCUCUUCCCCUGAAAAACUCAACAAUUUGUUCAUGCGGGAGGUGCUGGGUCCACUGACUAUCGAGGAGCGCCAGGCGACUAGCAUGGUUCGAAAUACCGAGGAGUCCGGACUAUGUUCGGUAUGUUUGCAAAAGGAGGCGAAUCAGGUUUUGACCAUGUGCGGACACCUCAGCACUUGUUACGAGUGUGUUUUACAGGUGAGUUCGUGUCCCAUCUGUCGCGCAAGAAUAACAGGUGUAAUGCCUGUUUCUCUUCCUCGGAGAUACUUUAAAACAAAGAGCGACUUUUAA
Molecule: messenger RNA, 369 nt
Organism: Symsagittifera roscoffensis
Lineage: Eukaryota; Metazoa; Xenacoelomorpha; Acoela; Convolutidae
Product: E3 ubiquitin-protein ligase MYLIP-like
Exons: 1
Coding region: 1-369 (122 amino acids)
Source: RefSeq, a predicted model, not a curated record